AUGUAUGGACCUGCCCUGCCUUGCCCUGCCUACCUUAUCUUCCUUUCCACCCAGGAAACCUUCCACACAUGCGACGCCCAGCCGGUUCGCAAUCCCGAUGGCAUGUCUUCGAUUUUGACAAGCCCCUCCACCUUUAAAGAAGAAACGAAGGCAUUAUCAUCGUUGCGUGCAGCUGUCAUACAGUUCAACGCCGGCCGACCAGCUUCUGCCCACGCCAGCACGGGCGAGGACCGCGUCCCGCCCGCGGGAAGGGCACUGAUGGCCGAUGGUAAGAGAGAGCACACAGCCAGCCGAGGAGAACAGACUCGGCAUGCCACCCACCGUCCCGUCGUCCUGAUAUCCGUACUGUAA
Messenger RNA from Colletotrichum higginsianum IMI 349063, 351 nucleotides. RefSeq lists its product as uncharacterized. The coding region runs from base 1 to 351 and encodes 116 amino acids. Lineage: Eukaryota; Fungi; Ascomycota; Sordariomycetes; Glomerellales; Glomerellaceae. The transcript is spliced from 2 exons. The record is from RefSeq and is a predicted model, not a curated record.